This is a messenger RNA of Laetiporus sulphureus 93-53, 1782 nucleotides long. RefSeq names its product cytochrome P450. Lineage: Eukaryota; Fungi; Basidiomycota; Agaricomycetes; Polyporales; Laetiporaceae. The record is from RefSeq and is a predicted model, not a curated record. Gene Ontology annotation, molecular function: monooxygenase activity; iron ion binding; oxidoreductase activity, acting on paired donors, with incorporation or reduction of molecular oxygen. Bases 167 to 1675 code for a protein of 502 amino acids. The transcript has 12 exons.
AGUGACUCAGGUUCUGUAUCGGACGUCUCGGGCUCAAAGGCGUAAUGCCCUUGUAAUUUCUGCAACGUGUCAGCCAUUGCUUGGCGAGCUGAGGCCAUUCUAUCUUCCAGCGUCCUCUCCGGCUUAUAGUCAUUGGCUUGUCCCCCUCAAGAUCCUCCGCGUCGAGAUGGACCCUGCAACACUCCUCUUCUUGAGUUCUUUCCUCCUUGGACUUGUCUUUUGCAUAUUGUGUCUCCUUGACCGGGACCAGGAAUGUGGACCAAAGACAAUCCCUACAGUUGGAGGCUCCUCUUUGCCUCUCCUCUCAUACGCAGGAGCUUUUCGUCACGUCUUUUAUGCUGCCGACAUCCUCCAUGAGGGUUAUCGGAGGUACAAGGGUGGCACGUUCAAAUUCGCAGAUUUCCGCAGGUGGUACAUUAUUGUGUGCGAGCCGCACUUGAUAGAGGAGAUCAUCAAAGCCCCAGACGACCAGCUAUCCUUUGAUGAAGCUGUGCACGAGAUCCUUCAGACCGACUACACCUUGGGCUAUGCCCUGCACCAUAAUUUAUACCACGUACCGAUUGUUCGGUCGCAACUGACUCGCAACAUCGCAAAAUUCUUCCCGCUAUUGCAUGACGAGCUCGUAGCUUCGUUUCACGAUGAAAUUCCCUUGAAUGGGUCAGGAUGGAACAAGGUCCGCGCUAUGGAUGCCAUGGUCCAGGUGAUCUGCAGAACAAGCAACAGAGUGUUCGUUGGUUUGCCUUUGUGCAGAAAUUUGGACUAUUGCAACCUAAAUAAGCAAUUUACAGUCGACGUAAUGAAGGGGGGAACGAUAAUCUCUCUAUUUCCAGGCUUGCUCAAACCGUUUGCAGCACGGUUCCUGACUGACGUGCCUAAUAGCAUUAAGCGGGGCGUCAAACAUCUAGAGCCCCUCAUUAGCGAACGCCUUCGAAUGGAACAAGAGCUGGGUUCGGAAUGGACGGAUAAGCCUAAUGACAUGCUGCAAUGGCUCUUGGAUGCAGCCGAAGGAGAGGAGCGUACCGUCCGAGCACUAGUGCUGCGGAUUUUGACAAUCAAUGUUGGAGCAAUACACACAUCUGCAAUGUGCCUCACACACGCGGUAUACUAUCUGGCUGCCUAUCCACAGUAUGUUCAAGCGCUGCGUGAGGAGGUCGAAGCUGUCGUGCAGCAAGAAGGAUGGACGAAGGCCGCCAUGGGAAAAAUGCACAAAUUGGACAGUUUCUUCAAGGAAGUUCAGCGGCUGAAUGGGAUUGUUGCCAGGGGAUUGGAUCGCAAGGCUAUGAAGGAUUUUAGAUUCUCGGAUGGAACAUUUGUUCCUGCAGGCACAUACAUCGCGGCUCCAGCUGUGGCCAUGCAUCACGACGAGGACGUAUAUCCCGAUGCUCAUACGUUCAAUCCAUGGAGGUUCUCCGACUCCUGCAAUGAGCGGGACGACUUUCAGCGGCAACACACCAUCACCACAAGCCCUUACUUUCUUCUUUUCGGACAUGGGAAACAUGCAUGUCCUGGUAGAUUCUUUGCGGUCAAUGAGCUGAAAGCGAUGCUCGCCCAUAUGGUCGUCUCCUAUGAUAUGAAGAUGGAUCAGGAAGGGGAAGUACCUGCGAGUAAAUGGAUAGCCAACGCGCUCAUUCCGCAUCCCACUGCUGAGGUUGAAUUUCGGAGACGAGUGGACUAGCUCAUGCUUUUUGCAUGUUGUCUGUAUUAUUUUAUCAGGAUAUCGUUCGUUGCAAUGCAAUAUGUACACUAUCAUGCGGGCGUACUACGCAGAAGCUAAACUACGAU